CGGCUAGUGUGUGAGUGUUUCGGAUUAUGUUGUGAAGUUUAAUUCUGUGAUUAGUGACACUUGGAUUAUGUUGUAUUUUUAACUAAUACAGAGGGGGAGAUGGCCCCUCCGCAGCCAACGGGGCUGGUGGACCCCAUAGCUCAGGUGAACACUUACCGCUCAUUCGUCACCAUACUAGCGGACCCCGUGGCGAAGGAUGAGAUCAAGCGCAAAGCAGCGUACGAACUGAGCGAGAGUUUCGAGUUGAUCCUCUCGUCCCCCCAGUACGCAGUUUUCCUCGACCAUGCGAUCAACAUCUUCCUGGAAGUCCUUCAAGGAGGACAGCCCAUGUUCAUCGCAGAGUACAACAUGCAGCAAGUCCGCAAGCUGGUGCUGGAGAUGAUUCACCGGUUCCCGACCAACGAGCUGCUGCGGCCGUACUCCAAGCGCAUCAUAUCGUCGCUCCUGAAGCUCAUGGAGCGCGAGAACGAGGAGAACGCCAUCAUCUGCCUGCACAUCAUCAUAGAGCUGCACAAGCAGUAUCGUCCGCCCUUCACCGUGGAGCUGCAGCACUUCCUGCAGUUCACGAAGAGCAUCUACAGGGAGCUGCCCAGCCACAUGAGCAAGAUCUUCGAGCCGCGCCCGCCCCUCCACGUGCCGGACGUCACGGAGCUGAACCUGGAGCAGGUGCUGGCCGAGACGUUCACCAUGACGCCCGUGCAGACCGACAAGACGGGACUCGACGGCACGCCCGUCCACUACACGCUGAUCCCGAGGUCGGUGUUCUCGCUGAAGGUGCUGCAGGAGCUGCCGAUCAUCGUGGUGCUGCUGUACCAGCUCUUCAAGCAGAACGUGCAGCAGGACGUGACGGACUACAUCCCGCUGGUCAUGACCACCAUCACCCUGCAGCCUUCCCCCCAGCACAGGGCCAGUCCCUUGUUCAACAAGGAGGUGUUUGUGGACUUCAUGGCCGCCCAGAUCAAGACGCUCUCGUUCCUGGCCUACAUCAUCCGCAUCUACCAGGAGGUGGUGGUGAAGCACUCGACGCUGCUGGUGAAGGGCAUGCUGGGCAUGCUGGCGCUCUGCCCGGCCGAGGUGGCGCACCUGCGCAAGGACCUGCUCAUCGCCACCCGCCACAUCCUCGCCACCGAGCUCAAGAUCAAGUUUGUUCCGUACAUGGACCGCCUGUUUGACGACAACAUCAUGCUGGGCAAGGGCUGGACGGUGAACGAGUCGCUGCGCCCCCUCGCGUACAGCAUGCUGGCCGACCUCAUCCACCACUGCAAGAACCUGCUGCCCUUGGCGGAGCUCAUCAAGGGCGCCCGCCUCUUCUCCAGGAACGUGCUCGACGAGACUCUGCCCACCGGGAUCCAGAUAAUGUCAGCCAAGGUGGUGAUGAAGUUCGCGGAGACGAUCAUCAAGUCGGACACUGACGCUGCUCACUGCAGAGAGAUGCUUUUCCAACUGAUGGAAGUGUUUGCUCUCAAGUUCAAGACGGUCUCCAAGAUACAGUUGCCUGUUCUCAAGAGCAAGCAGCAGCAGCAGCAGCAGCAGUCCGCAGGCGGCCCGGGGACCCCCAGCGUACCCGCGACGCCUGCCCCGCCCGCCGCGGGGACCCUCUUCACGCUGACCGCGCUCGCCGCCGUCACCAGCACGGCCACUGCGACGGCUGCUGCAGGCACGGCCGGCUCCGGCGCCGCGGACGACAAGAAGCCACCGGCUCCCGCCGACACCACAGCAAAAGACCAAGAGAAGACGAGAUUUCCAUUUCCUACGACCCAGACAAACACCUACAAUGUGAUGGACUGUCGUAAUUUAGUAAGGACUUUAGUUUGUGGCACAAAAACCAUCGCAUGGGCUCUUGUACAAGGAACCGGGGAGGAGAUGAAUUCGAUGAAGCUGCUCCAGCCGAGGGAGACGACCGUGUUCAUCCGCGUGAUGAAGUGGGCGAUGAAGUCCAUGGACGUGUUCACCCUGAGCACGACCCCUGUCGUCAUGGGCGCGAUGCUGUCCAACCAGAGGGUGGUACCCUCCGUGCCACCGCGGCCGGAGUACGAGGAGAAGGAAGUUCUGGAGCACCUGUCGGGUGUGUUCACGAAGCUGGACUCGCAGAGCCUCCAGGAGCUGUUCUCGGCCACCAUCGAGUUCGUGGUGGACCGCAUCUACCAGAACCCGCCGCUGCAGAUCCUGGUGAGCUCGUUCCUGUCCUACCCCACCACGUCGCCCGUCUUCGCCAAGGUGAUGGUGGAGCACCUGCUGGGGCACAUGGGCGAGAUGGGCCACAACAUCGAGCGCAGCGGCCUGUACUACCGCAUCUUCCGCCUGGUGUUCGGCAGCGUCACCCAGCUGCCGCAGAAGAACGAGCACAUGCUCCGCCCCCACCUGCACCACAUCGUCAACAAGUGUAUGGAUCUGGCGAUGACUGCGAAAGAACCGUACAACUACUUCUUGGUGUUGCGAGCUCUUUUCCGCUCCAUUGGCGGCGGAAGCCACGACCUUCUGUACCACGAGUUCCUACCGUUGCUACCGAGUCUCUUGCAAGGGCUGAACAACCUGCAGAGCGGGCCCCACAAGCAGAACAUGAAGGACCUGUUCGUGGACCUGUGCCUGACGGUGCCGGUGAGACUCAGCUCGCUGCUGCCCUACCUGCCCAUGCUCAUGGACCCCCUGGUGUCUGCGCUCAACGGAUCGCAGACGCUCGUCAACCAGGGGUUGCGCACCCUGGAGCUGUGUGUGGACAACCUGCAGCCGGACUUCCUGUACGAGCACAUCCAGCCGGUGCGGGCGGAGCUGAUGCAGGCGCUGUGGCGGACGCUGCGGAACCCCAACGAGCAGGUGGCCCAGGUGGCGUUCAGGGUGCUCGGUAAGUUUGGCGGCAGCAACCGCAAGAUGAUGAUCGAGCCCCAGAAGCUGUACUACAACGAACACCCGUCUGCUCUUCCGUCGUUGUUCGUGUACUUUGUGGAUCACAACCAUCCCGUGCACUUGUGUGUCGACAAGAUCAUAGACACAGCCUAUACAGGUUUGAAGACCAGCACGACUGACCUUUUCUACAAGAGACAGUGUUGGGAAGUUGUUAAGUGCUACUUGGUGGCUUCGCUUCACCUGGAUGACGACGAGAUUUCCAUGGAGAAAAUAUUCAUGCAUCCAAGCUUCAGCGAUCCCAACUGUAAGAUAACUCCUAUUCAAGGUAUGCCUUACAAAUCUCAAGAAAAGCAGGCCCGAGCAACAUAUCAGAAAGCUAUUGCAGCAAUGCUUACUGCUGCUGCGACCAAAGACAUGAGACCGGUGGUUCUCUCCACCAUGGUGCUCCUUAUCAGCUAUUACUCCAUGGUUGCCAUAUCACAGCAGGCAGGCCCGUUCUCGACGACCAGCAAGCAGACGGAGGGCAUGGACCCCCUGGUGCUGAUCGACGCCCUGGCCGACGUGAUGGGCAGCGAGGAGAAGGAGUGGUGCAAGUCGGGCCACCUGACCCUGGUGCUCGUCCUGGAGACUGCCAACGACCUCCUCGGCUCCUUCCAGAGGGCCUGCCAGCUGCCGCUGAUGGAGUACCUGGCGGAGAAGAUGUGCUCGCUGUGCUACGAGCAGGCGUGGUACUCCAAGCUGGGAGGCUGCAUCGCCAUCAAGUUCCUGUACGAGCGCCUGGACCGGCGCUGGGUGUGCGAGCACCUCUUCAUGUUCCUCAAGGCCCUGCUGUUCGUGAUGCUGGAGCUCACCGGCGAGGUGUCGAACGGGGCCAUCGACAUGGCGAAGUCUAAUUUGGAGGCCAUGCUGACCCUGUGCGCUGCGCCCGUGGUGAAAGACGGCACGAACGACGACGUCGUGAACGCGCAGCAGAAGAGCCUGUCGGAAGUGACCCACGAGCUUGUGCGCCAAGUCACCAGCCCCAAUACAUUGGUGCGGGAGCAGGCCAUGCACUCGCUGGAAGUCCUGGCGAGGAUCCAGGGCACGUCGGUGACCCAGGUGAUAGAGCCGCACAAGGCCAUCCUGGAGGACAUGAUCCCGCCCAAGAAGCACCAGCUCCAGCACCAGCCGCCCAACGCGCAGAUGGGCAUCAUACACGGCACCACCUUCUGCACCACGCUGGAGCCGCGGCUGUUCACCAUCGACCUGAACGUGAAGGAGCACAGCAUGUUCUUCAACGACCUGGUGGCGCUGUGCGAGGAGGAGGACUCGGCUCUGGCGAAGCUGCCCAGCUACAAGCUGCUCACCAACUUCACCCCCUUGCGCAAGUUCGCGCUGCAGGCCCUCGCCGCCUGCCACUACAUCCAGAGCAGCCGGGAGAAGAUCUUCGGCCUGCUCUACAAGGCCAUGGAGGUGCCCAGCGCCGAGCUGCAGCAGACAGGCUUCGAGUGCAUGAAGAAGUUCAUCGCCGGCUUCCACGUGGACAAGGAGCAGGUGCACUCGGUGAUGCGGCCGCUGCUGACGACGCUCGGGGACUACCGCAACCUGACACUGAACAGCGCUCGCAGGCUGUCCUACCUCACGCAGCUCUUCCCGACCAGCUUCAGCGAGAAGCUGUGCGACCAGCUGCUGCAGCACCUCGAGAAGCUCAUGGAGACGUCCGCGCAGGCGAGGGGCCUGCUGAACAGCAACGGGGCGGAGCACGAGCAGAAGACGGUGUGCCUGAUAGACAUCUUCCACCAGAUCCCGCCCGCGUCGCAGAAGUACAUCGAGCCGCUGUGCCGGCUGGUGCUGCGGGCGGAGAAGAGCAUGCUGGUGCAGGACAGCUCCCCGUUCCGCCGGCCGCUGGUGUGCUUCCUGCUGCGCUACCCGCUCGAGACCGUCAGCCUGGUCCUGCAGGACGCCAACAUCAAGGACUACCAGUGGAGCCACUUCCUGGUGUACCUGAUAAACCACGAGAAAGGGAAGGUCUUCAGGGACGUGUUGGAGGCGAGCAGCGAGAAGCUGAUCAACAUGGCCCUUCAAGCCCAGCAGCAAGCAGACAAGUGCCAACUGCAGUACCAGAGUAUCCGCAUCACGUCCCUGCUGAUCAAGUACAACGACCAGUGGCUGGCCACGGAGCAGCAGUUGGUCAACACCUACACUCAGAUAUGGUGCAGCGAGCACUACCAGGAGCUGCACAAGAAGUUGGAUUGUGUUGAAAUGGAUCGUUGGAACGAACCAAAACUGUUGGUGAAGAUCUUGCUGCACUUUUUCUGCCACAAUACCAACAACAUUGACUUGUUGUUCCACUUGUUACGGGCAUUGAUUGAUCGCUUCAUACCAAGUUUCCAGUUCCUGAGGGAGUUCCUGGAGAACACGGUGGCGCAGACCUACACCGUCGAGUGGAAGCGGGCGGCGUUCUUCCGCUUCGUGGCGCUGUUCCGCGGCAACACCAUCUCGCAGGACCUGAAGGCGAAGAUCCUCCAGCUGGUGAUCAUCCCGUGCUGCACCGUGAGCUUCGAGCGGGGCGAGGGGGACAAGCUGGUGGCGGACAGCUCCCCCGUGGACCAGGACGGCCCUCAGAACCUCGUGUCCGUCUUCAUCAACGAGGUGAUCGACCCAGAUAACCCGUUUGGGAACUCCGAUGCCGUGCGGAUACUACAGUUUCAGUUGUCUUGUCUCUUUGUGGAAUAUUCCAUAAAUAGGGCCACCAAAAAGAGACAAGGAGUGUUCGUAGCGAGCAAGCUGCAGCGCCUCAUGGCCUUCGCGUGGCCGUGCCUGCUGAGCAAGAGCUGUGUGGACCCGGCCACCGUCUACCACGGACACCUGCUGCUCGUACACAUCAUCAUCAAGUUCGCCAUCAACAAGAAGAUCAUCCUGCAAGUGUUCCGCAGCCUGCUGAAGGCGCACGCGAUGGAGGCCCGCAGCGUGGUGCGGCAGGCCCUGGACAUCCUGACGCCGGCCAUCCCCACGCGCAUGGAGGACGGACACACCAUGCUCACCCACUGGACCAAGAAGAUCAUCGCCGAGGAGGGCCACUCCAUGCAGCAGCUGUUCCACGUGCUGCAGCUCGUGGUGCGACACUUCAAGGUGUACUACCCGGUGCGUCACCACCUGCUGCACCACAUGGUCAACUCCGUCCAGAGGAUGGGCUUCAGCACCUCGUCGACCAUCGAGCACCGCCGCCUCGCGGUCGAGCUGGCCGAGGUGGUCAUCAAGUGGGAGCUGCAGCGCAUCAAGGACGAGGCCGACCUCAAGGAGCGCAUGGUCAAGGAGGACGCCGCAAUCAUCGAGGAAGUGACCGACGCCACUUCGUCGGAGGAGGCCGGCACCUCGGACUCCAGCAAGAAGCGGCACGCGCCGGCCCCCGGCCCAACCGCCGCUGGCCAGUCGACCCCUCACCUCGACCUGCGGCCAAUCAGCCGCGCGCACGCCGAGAACGUGGUCAACCUGCUCAUCCGCCUCGCCUGCUCGGUCCAGGACAUGAACGCGGCGGUGGGGACCCCAGCGGGCUCGCCCGGGGAGCAGCUGUCUCGCCGCUGCAUCGCGCUGCUCAAGACGGCGCUGCAGCCCGACGUGCUGCCCCUGUUCGAGGUGAAGCUGGCCUGGCUGGAGAAGCUGCUGGGCACGGUGGACUCGGGCUCUGCCAACCUCGCCAACGUGUGCACGGCCCUGGAGCUGCUCGCCUACCUGUUCGGGGUCAUGAGGAAGGAGCAGGUGCUGGCCAGCGUCAAGCCGCUUCAGCGCGGCCUCUCCGCCUGCAUUACCUCCUCCAACAUGAAGGUGGUUCGGCUGGUCCACAGCCUGUUGUCCCGUCUCAUGACCAUCUUCCCGACCGAGCCCACCACCUCCAACGUCGCCUCAAAGUACGAAGAGCUCGAGUCGCUGUAUGCGUGUGUUGGCAAGUUUGUGUUCGAGGGCCUGGGCAACUACGAGAAGAACGCGGCGGCCAGCCCGUCGACGCUGUACGGCACGGUGAUGAUGCUGAAGGCGGCGUGCGUCAGCAACCCCAGCUACAUCGACCGCCUGAUCACGCCCUUCAUGCGGGUCCUGCACCGCAUGGCCAAGGAGCACCUCAGCUCCCACACCGCCAAGAACAACAACCAGAUGGCCUGUGAACUGCUGAUUCUGAGCUUGGACUUGGUCAAGAACAGGGUCGGGGUGCUGGGCAACGAACUGAGGAAGUCGUUCAUCGGGACCAUUCUCGUCAGUCUGAUAGAGAAGUCCAGCGACAUCAGGGUUCUCAAAGCCAUCACUAAGAUGGUGGAGGAGUGGGUGAAGAUGAAGAACCCCAUGGCGGUGAACCUCGCCCCGUCGCUGCGGGAGAAGGCCAUCCUGCUGGUGAAGCUGAUGCAGAACGUGGAGAAGCGGUUCUCGGACAACAUCGACCUCUCCAAGGUCGGCCAGAACAUGGAGAAGAGGCUGACGGAGCACAGGGAGCUGAACGCCCAGUUCCUCGAGAUUGUCGACUACAUCUACAGGGAUGAAGUACUAAAGACUUCGGAACUGACGGCGAAGCUGGAGCCGGCCUUCAUGGCAGGCCUGCGCUGCGUCCAGCCUGCGAUACGCGCCAAGUUCUUCGAGGUGUUCGACGCCAACAUGCGGCAGCGCCUGUACGACCGGCUGCUGUACAUCGUGUGCUCUCAGAACUGGGAGACCAUCGGCUCCCACUACUGGAUCAAGCAGUGCAUCGAGCUACUGCUGGUCACCACCUCCCAAGAAGCUCCUCUGAAAAUUACCUCCAGGUCGUACCUGUUGCCAGGAAUUUCCGAUUUACUGACUAAAGAUGAUUACGUUGAGAAAGCAUUAUUUAAUUUUUCACUUAAAGACCCUCCUAUGGAUACAUCAUUUGAAGCAUCUGAAAUGCAAGAUAAAGAGGCGGCGGAGAAGCAGGCGCCCGCGGCUGACGUCAUGGACCUGGACCUGCCGUCGGGCGCAAGGGGGGCCGACGCCCGGCAGCCCGCCCGCAGCCGCAAGGACUCGGUCAAGAUGCUAGUCGGCAAGUCGGCCGAGUUCCUGGAGAAGCAGCGCGAGCUGCGCACGUACGGCUUCCUGAGGGCGGUGGCGCACCUCUGCCACAUGGACACGUCCUUGGCCGAGAGCGUGUGGCUGGACCUCUUCCCCAAGAUCUGGUCCGUCCUGUCGGACAAGCAGCAGAGCGACCUGCGAGCUGAGAUAGUGCCGUUCGUCGGCAGCAACACGCACUAUGUGCAGAAGGACUGCCAGCCGAGCGCUCUCGGGACAUUCCUGGAGGCCAUGUCGCGAUGUUCUCCACCCAUUUCCAUGAAACCCCCGCUCAUGGUGUACCUGGGCCGCUCGCACAACCUGUGGCACAGGAUGGCCCUCGGCCUGGAGGACCUGGCGUUCGAGAACGGCAACAACGGCCAGUUGAAGUCGAGGAGGGAUUUGGUCGACUGCCACGAGUUCGAGCCCGUCGUGUCUCCUCAGCAGGAGGUUCUGGACUCCCUGGCCGAGAUGUACAGCCAGCUGUGCGAGGAGGACCUGUGGGCGGGGCUCUGGCAGAAGCACGCCCACUGCCGCGAGACCAACGUGGCCAUCAUGUACGAGCAGCAGGGCUUCUUCGAGCAGGCGCAGCAGGCGUACGAGGUGGCCGUGUCCAAGUUCCGCAACGACCACUCCGCCUCCCCCGCCCCCUUCAGCAUGAACAGCGAGACCAAGCUGUGGGAGCAGCACUGGGUCAGGUGUGCGAAGGAGUUGAACCAGUGGGAGCUGCUGCUGGACUACGGGAGCAACGAAGUGACGCGCAACCCUUUCCUGGUGCUGGAGUCCUCCUGGAGGAUCCCGAACUGGGCGCUCAUGAAGGAGUCCCUCUCCCAGGUCGACAUGAACUGCCAGAAGGAGAUGAUGUGGAAGGUGAACCUGUACCGCAGCUUCCUGACCAUCUGCCACACGGAGGAGCAGCACCUGACGGGCGUGGAGCGCUACGUGGAGCUGGCCCGCAACCAGUGCCUGCGGGAGUGGCGCCGCCUGCCCCGCGUCGUCUCCCACAUCCACAUGCAGUACCUGCAGGCCGCCCAGCAGGUAAUGGAGGUCCAGGAAGCGUGCACCAUGCGCACAGCGCUGAUUCACAACCGCAACAACGCCCACCACGACAUGAAAGGCAUCAUCAAAACCUGGCGCAUCCGACUGCCGGUCAUCGCCGACGACCUCAGCCACUGGAACGACAUAUUCACCUGGCGGAAGCACCACUACUCCUUCGUCACGUCCCACUUCGAGGGCCAGUCGGACGCCAGCCAGGGCAAGAUAGGGGUCCAUGCCUCCGCACAGGCAAUCAUCCACUUUGCGAAGAUAGCGUGCAAGCAGAACCUGACGGGGGUGUGUCUGGACUCGCUGUCCCGCAUCUACACCAUCCCCAACCUGCCGGUGGUGAACUGCUUCCAGACCAUUCGGCAGCAGGUCAAGUGCUACGUCCAGAUGGCCACCACUUCCAGCAAGAACGACUUGCAGGAGUGUUUGGAAGUUAUUGAACCAACAAACCUGAAGUACUUCACACGAGAAAUGAGUGCUGAGUUUUUUGCACUCAAAGGAAUGUUGCUGUCUCAACUGGGUCGCUCGGACGAGGCCCACAAGAACUUCUCGGCGGCGGUGCAGCUGCACGACACGCUGACGAAGGCGUGGUCGCUGUGGGGCGACUACCUGGAGACCGUGUUCACGAAGGACCCCCAGCGCAUGGAGCUGGGGGUCAACGCCAUCGUGUGCUUCCUGCACGCCUGCCGCAACCAGAACGAGAUCAAGUCCCGCCGGCACCUCGCCAAGGUGCUGUGGCUGCUGUCGUACGACAAUGAGCAGCUGUCAUUGGCCACGGCGGUGGCCCAGUACUCGUCGGGGGUGCCCCCGGCCCAGUGGCUGCCGUGGAUCCCGCAGCUGCUCACCACCCUCAUGCGUCGCGAAGGGGAGAAGUUCUUCCCCCUCAUUGGCCAGGUUGGCCGCUUGUUCCCGCAAGCAGUUUAUUUCCCUGUCAGAACUUUGUACUUCACGUUGAAGUUUGAGACACUGGAGAGGAGUAAAGUUGGAGAUCCUGCCGGCAAACAGGCUGCAGGCAGUUCUCAGUCGGCGGCUGGUGGACAAAGCCCAGUCAAAGACGUGAAGCCAAAGAUCAAGUCUGCGUUGUCGCCCGACUCCCAAGCCCAAGAAAUGUCGGGCGCGCAGCAGGCGCAGCCAGGGGGCAGGGAGACGUCCAUCCGCGCCCCGCUGGCCAUGUGGCGCUGCACGCACAUCAUGCGCGCCCAGCGCGAGGUCAACCUGACCGUGCUGUCCACGCUGGAGGGCAUCCACGACCAGAUAACGUGGUUCCGAGAAAACUGGUACGAGGAAGUGUCCAGACAGCUGCGACAGGGGCUCACAAAGUGUCUGGCCAUUGCCUUCGAGAACCGCGGUGCCGUGAGCGACGCACAGAUCACCAACCACACGUUGAACUUUGUCAAGAAGGUGGUUUCCACAUUUGGCAUUGGCUUGGAGAACAUCAACACGCGCAGCGCGCUCACGUACAGCUCCCUGAGCAGCGCGGCCUCCGAGAGCCUGGCGUCGAGGGCGCGAGCCACGGUGCAGGACCCCGUGUUCCACAUGAUGAAGACCCAGUUCAAGACGGACUUCGACUUCUCCCUGCCCGGCUCCAUGAAGCUGCAGAACGUCAUCUCCAAGCUCAGGAAGUGGAUCGCCAUCCUGGAGAACAAGCUGAAGACGCUGCCAAAGUCUUUCCUGAUGGAGGAGAAGUGCAGAUUCCUGAGCAGUUUCUGUCCCGAGACAGCUGACAUCGAGCUGCCAGGGGAGUUCCUGCUACCCAAGCACGCGCACUACUACGUGCGCAUCGCCAAGUUCAUGCCGCGCGUGGACAUCGUGCAGAAGCACAACACGGCGCUGCGGCGCAUGUGCAUCCGGGGCCACAACGGCAAGGUCUACCCCUUCCUGGUGGUGCUGAACGAGUCCGGCACGGGCGACGCCCGGCGCGAGGAGCGGGUGCUGCAGCUGCUGCGCCUGCUCAACCACCACCUCGCCAAGCAGAAGGAGACGGCGCGCCGCUUCCUGAACUUCACCGUGCCGAGGGUGGUGGCGGUCGGCCCCCAGAUGAGGCUCAUCGAGGACAACCCCGCCUCCAUCUCCCUGCUCGACAUCUACAAGCAGGGCUGCACCCGCGUCGGCAUCGAGCACGACGCUCCCAUCAUGCGCUACUACGACCGCCUGGCCGCCGUCCAGGCGCGUGGUUCGCAAGCCAGCCACCAAGUUCUCCGCGACAUCCUGAAGGAAGUCCAGAACUCCAUGAUCCCACGAUCCCUGCUCCGGGACUGGGCGACACGUACCUUCGCGUCGGUCACGGAUUACUGGGCCUUCCGCAAAAUGUUCACUCUUCAGUUGUCUUUGGCAUGUUUUGCUGAAUACGUGCUGCACUUGACGAGGCUGAACCCAGACAUGAUGUACAUACACCAAGAUUCUGGGCUCGUCAGUAUUUCCUACUUCAAGUUUGAUGUUGAUGAUGCAACAGGCGACCUGGACUCAAACCGGCCGGUGCCGUUCCGCCUCACCCCGAACAUCCUGGACUACCUGAACAUCAUCUGGGUGUCGGGCCCGCUGACAGCCAGCAUGAUGGCGACCGCCCGCUGCCUGUCGCAGCCCAAGUUCCGCGUGCAGACCAUCCUGCGCGCCGUUCUCCGCGACGAGAUGAUAGCCGGCCACAAGAAGAAGCAGGAGGACUCCCAGGAGCAGAACCCGCCCGACAUGGAGAGCGACCUGCUCAUCAGCAUGGUCACCCGGGCGGUGACAGCCAUCACCUCCCGCCUCAACACGCUCGCCAGCUUCGACAACGCAGACAGCAAGGUUGGAACACUGGUAACUGCUGCGAACAGUGCUGACAACCUAUGCCGCAUGGACCCAGCGUGGCAUCCCUGGCUGUGAGCACAGUGUUGACUCCAAGUCAUAAGUGCUGCGGACAUUACGACAAGAACAUUGUGACCUCAGCAUUUAGUGAUUUCUCUUGACUGCUGUCAGUUGCUGUAAUGAGGCAUAAGACUUGCACAGUUUAAAUUAAUUUCUAUAAUUUUACUUUUCAUUACAUUUUGUGCAACUCUUCCAAUACUUAUGGACAAUUAAGAAAGGGUUUUCACAAUAAGUGUUGUCUGUUUCAAUGACACAAACUAUAGUGUAAUUUUUGUACCAAACAUUGUGUGUUAGAGUUAUGUGAAAUGUGUAUAUUUUUUAAAAGAACUGUGAUUGUGAUGUAUGUAUUUUUGUGUGUAUAAAGUAGUUUUAAGGAGAAAAUAACUCAAUGAUUGUAAAUUCUG
Messenger RNA from Bacillus rossius redtenbacheri, 12161 nucleotides. It is a transcript of the gene Nipped-A, whose product is annotated as transformation/transcription domain-associated protein. Gene Ontology annotation, cellular component: nucleus; SAGA complex; NuA4 histone acetyltransferase complex. Gene Ontology annotation, molecular function: protein binding. Gene Ontology annotation, biological process: DNA repair; regulation of DNA-templated transcription. The record is from RefSeq and is a predicted model, not a curated record. Lineage: Eukaryota; Metazoa; Arthropoda; Insecta; Phasmatodea; Bacillidae.